This is a messenger RNA of Antechinus flavipes (yellow-footed antechinus), 2826 nucleotides long. Its product is annotated as zinc finger protein ZFP2-like. Gene Ontology annotation, molecular function: RNA polymerase II cis-regulatory region sequence-specific DNA binding; DNA-binding transcription factor activity, RNA polymerase II-specific. The record is from RefSeq and is a predicted model, not a curated record. Lineage: Eukaryota; Metazoa; Chordata; Mammalia; Dasyuromorphia; Dasyuridae. Gene Ontology annotation, biological process: regulation of transcription by RNA polymerase II. Bases 130 to 2184 code for a protein of 684 amino acids. The transcript has 2 exons.
UUUCCUUCUCCAGGACUUCUAGUCCCCAGAGAAUAUGUGAUCUCUUACUUUAAUCAAAGAAAAUCACAAUGGUUGCUGGACCAAGAAGGCCUGAGGAGCUGCUCUCCAGAAAGAGAAAUAAGAUUUGAAAUGAAGGAAAGUACUCCAGAGCUAACUCUUUCUGUAGUAGAAACUCACAAGCAAAGCAUAAUCAGUGAUAGUCCUGGUAACUUCACUUGGAAAGAUAUCUGUGAUAUACUUGAGAAAAUCCACAGUAGAGAGAAACCUUAUGAGCAGAAUAAAAAUGGAAAAGUUUUCAAAAAAAGGUGGGCUCUUAAUGGAUAUAAAAGAAUCUACAUACCUCUUGAAUAUAACCAAUAUGGAAAGACUUUCAAAUAUAAAAAUAGUUUUCCUCUUCAUCAGAAAAUCCACACUGGAAAGAAACGUUAUGAAUGUAAUCAAUGUGGAAAGAUGUUUAGUCAUAAAGGAACUCUUACUGUACAUCAAAGAAUCCACACUGGAGAGAAACCUUAUGAAUGUAGCCAGUGUGGAAAAGCUUUUACUAAAAAAGCAUAUCUUACUGUACAUCAGAGAAACCACACUGGAGAGAAACCUUAUGAAUGUAAACAGUGUGGGAAGAUUUUUAGUCGUAAAGGAACUCUUACUGUACAUCAGAGAAUCCACACAGGAGAGAAACCUUAUGAAUGUAACCAGUGUGGAAAGGCUUUUAUAGAAAGUGGAACUCUUAAUAGACAUCAGAGAAUCCAUACAGGAGAGAAACCUUAUAAAUGUAAUCAAUGUGGAAAGGCUUUUACAAAAAAGGAAUCUCUUACUGCACAUGCGAGAAUCCACACUGGAGAAAAGCCUUAUGAUUGUAACCAGUGUGGAAAAGCUUUUACAGAAAGGAAAUCUCUUACUGGACAUCAGAGAAUCCACACUGGAGAGAAACCUUAUGAAUGUAACCAAUGUGGAAAGUCUUUCACAAAAAAGGAAUCUCUUAUUAUACAUAAGAGAAACCACACUGGAGAAAAACCUUAUAAGUGUAACCAAUGUGGAAAGGCUUUUACAGAAAGUGGCACUCUUACUGUACACCAGAGAAUCCACACUGGAGAGAAACCUUAUGAAUGUAACCAAUGCGGAAAGGCAUUUAGUCAUAAAGGAACUCUUACUGUACAUCAAAGAAACCAUACUGGAGAGAAACCUUAUGAGUGUAAUCAAUGUGGAAAGGCUUUUACAGAAAGUGGAGGUCUUAACAGACAUCAGAGAAUCCAUACAGGAGAGAAACCUUAUAAAUGUAACCAAUGUGGAAAGACUUUUACAAAAAAGGAAGCUCUUACUGGACAUCAGAGAAUCCACACUGGAGAGAAACCUUAUGAAUGUACCCAAUGUGGAAAAGCUUUUACACAAAGUGGAGCUCUUAACAGACAUCAGAGAAUCCAUACAGGAGAGAAACCUUAUAAAUGUAACCAAUGUGGAAAGACUUUUACAAAAAGGGAAGCUCUUACUGGACAUCAGAGAAUCCACACUGGAGAGAAACCUUAUGAGUGUAACCAAUGUGGAAAGACUUUUAGUCAUAAAGGAACUCUUACUAUCCAUCAGAGAAUCCACACUGGAGAAAAACCUUAUAAAUGUAACCAUUGUGGAAAAGGUUUUACAAAAAAGGCAGCUCUUACUGUACAUCAGAGAAACCACACUGGAGAGAAACCUUAUGAAUGUAACCAAUGUGGAAAGGCUUUUACAGAAAGUGGAAUUCUUAAUAGACAUCAAAGAAUUCAUACAGGAGAGAAACCUUAUAAAUGUAACCAAUGUGGAAAGACUUGUACAAAAAAGGACUCUCUUACUGAACACCAGAGAAUUCAUAUUGGAGAGAAACCUUAUGAAUGUAACCAAUGUGGAAAGGCUUUUACAAAAAAGGAUGCUUUUACUAAACAUCAGAGAAUCCACACUGGAGAGAAACCUUAUGAGUGUAACCAGUGUGGAAAGAUUUUUAGGCAAAAGGGAGCUCUUACUGGACAUGAGAGAAUCCACACUGGAGCGAAACCUUAUGAAUGUAACCAUUGUGGAAAGGCUUUUCGUUAUAAAAGAUCUCUUACUAGACAUCAGAGAAACCUCAAAGGAGAAAAACCUUAUAAAUGUAACCAAUAUGGAAAGGCUUUUAAUAUAAAAAAUAGGAUUGGUUUUUGUCAGAUCUAUGAAGAAAGGUAAAAGCAUUAAAAUAAGGAGGAAAUGACUUAGAUAGAGAGCACUGGGACAAGACGUACUAGUGCUGAUGCUUUCCAUAUUUAGCCUUUUUUAGCUAAAAUGCUAUAUGGAGGGUGAGGAAGAAAAAAGAAAAGAUGACUAGGGAUAGCAGACAACUUCUUAGGCAUAUUGGAUCCUUCUUUUCCACCUAGUCAUCUCCUUGCAAGGCAGCAAGGUAUAAUGGAAAGAUCCCUACAUUUGGACUCAGAAGACAUGGGUUGAAAUUCUAGUACUGCUGUGGUCUUGAGAAAAUAAUUUAACUUAAAUGGGUCUCAGUGCAUUUAAGUUAGAUUAGGGUUUCUUCUUGUUCUAAAUCCUUUGAUCCUCUGGAUCUGAGAAACCAAAAAGCAUUUUAAAAAUGAAGUCUACCAUUCUUUGGAAUUGUCUUGGAUCAUUGUGUUGAUCAGAGUAGCUAAGUUUUUUACAUUAGUCAUCUUUAUAAUUGCUGUUACUAUGUACACUGUUCUCCUGGUUCUGUUCACUUUGUGGCAGUUCAUGUGUGUUUUCCCAGGUUUUUCUGAAGCCAUUCUGUUCAUCAUUUCUUAUAGCAAAAUAAUAUUCUUUCAUGAUCAUAUAUCUAAUUAAAACUUUUACAGAAAAAAAAAA